Molecule: messenger RNA, 3565 nt
Organism: Schistosoma spindalis
Lineage: Eukaryota; Metazoa; Platyhelminthes; Trematoda; Strigeidida; Schistosomatidae
Source: the annotation of a GenBank genome assembly
AAUUGGAGCAAAACAGUAGCCUUGAUGCGUAAUCAAACAAUUAGUACUAUAAAAUAUACUCAGAGGAAAAAUACCACUAUCCUUUAUAAUUAGCGCGCCGUUCAAUCAAAGUGGAACUUUGUGAGAGUUUUGCUUUACAAGAAACUGAUGGGAUUACAAAGGAUCUAGAGUUUUAACACGAUUAGUGAGCUAACCUGAACUACAUAGGAAAGACGACCCAAGCUCCCAACUUUGGGGAGCUUUGGGGUAAUUUUCGGGAACUUCCCCAGACCUGGGGAAAUUUUUGUGUUUUUGUACCAUUUCUCCUAAAUUCCCCCAAAAUAGGUAAAGUUUUCCCUAAAAUUGGGAGCUCGGGGAUGUUAAACGCAUGAAUCCUCUCAGCCCAUAAUCCGUCUUCAGUCUACAGUAAUUAGAAUGUAUACAUCCUAACAAGGAUAUAUCCUUAUUAUAUGUCCACGGACCUACUAUAGUAGGUCUCGCCGAUCUGUCUUAUUGAAAGUGUUCACAGACAGGGCUUUGUUUAAAAAGAACAUUGAUAUUUCUCAUUACUGAGAUAAUUUUGUUGUUUCGACCGUUUAUCACGCGUUAAGAUUACUGGUUUCGCCUUAAUUGAAUAUUUUCGAGUUAGUGGUUACCAAAAGUAUCGUUUUUUCUAAAGCAAUUUGUCAUCUAUACUUUUGAGUACAUUGGUAAUUUUUGGAAACAAAAGCUCUAAGAAGGAAGUUCCUUCUGUCCCCUACCCGCCAAAUACCAACAAGUAGGGAAUACCACCAUCUCAAACGCCUAAAAACCUAGUCGCAAGGCUGGGUCUGUUUCUAGCAGGAAAAACAACAACCUGAAUACCCAUGUCAUCGACACUUAUCCAGGACUCCACAGUGUGUAUAUCGCUAGUGUGAUUGCUACUCCAAUCAAAGUUGAUGAAUGGGUAAGGAUCAAGAAUAAGAAACGACCUGGUGUUGCUAAAAAAAAACCAGCCUCCCAAACAGUAGCUGAAAAAUUAAAGACUGACCAUAGUGACAGGUUAGUUAUCUUCAAGUCAAAGAGAGUGAAUCUCAGAACCCAGAGCUCGUUUUGAACAUGACAUUGGGUUGAUAAAAGAUACUAAACCAACUAAUACCUCAAGAGAUCCUUGGGGUUACCUUGCUAAAGGUUUAUAAACUAGGUAGCCAAAUAAAUUGCAAAAGGUCUGGCGAAUUUUACGUGAAACAAUUUAUUUGGACGUCAAUGAGUAUUUGUGAAGCCAGAUGCAAAAUUAAAAUAUACAGUAAUUAGUAAUUCUAAAAUAAAUCUAAAUAAAUAUAUGAACACACGUACAUAGACACGACAAACCACUUUUAUUGUAUUUAUUACUCUUAUAUUUCAGAAGUUCCAUCGACAAUGCUUGAAAUUCAGGUUUUAGGAGAUUCAUUAAAUUAGUCAGUAUUCUUGAUUGAUUGCCGGUCCUGUCGUUCACUAACUUAUUUCUAAAUUCCCAUAUCUAAAGUAAUGUAUGUAUAUGUAUAUAAACUUUUGUGUUAAUUAGAUCAGUGAAUAACGUAUUACGGAAGUUAGAAAGAGGAUGCCACCUUUCUGUUGCCUACAUCGAGAAAGGUUGCUUAUUCAUUUGGCACUUGAACAUGAAGCUGAAGUAGUUUUGAUCGUAACUACUAAGGGGCGUGAUAGCAGAUCUGCAGAGAUAACUGCUCGAGGCUGGUUUCAAAACUUAUUUGUGAUGAGUUAUUGGGUUUCGCCCUGUACUUAGUAGGCUUUGCCUCCGAGAUUUUAGGUAAGGUGUAAUAUGUUUGGAGUCUACCUUUUCUGAACCUUUCCUUCUGUUAUGAGAGGCCAGCUCAAUUGCAGAUCCAUGUUGUUUAAAGAAAACACCUGACUGCCACAACACAGUAAAGUCGACAGUAUGGUUUAACCCUAGGGCGUCAAGUUCUUGCCUUUAGUCUUGAUUUUCUUCAUCCGACCCACCUGACGUUAUAGGACCUAAAGAAAUAAGUUUUCAAACAGGUAUAAGCCGAUUGGAUCAUAGAUAAACAUGAGUACCAUAUCAAGGCAGUAGGUACGAUACGGCCAUUUUAUUCAACUUCACGAUGAAACCUCACUUUCUUUGUUGUAUAGCUUCUCAAAAAUGUUAUCUGAGCUAAUUGCUUAAAACAGUUCCUGUUCUAAUCAUUACUAGAUACUGCAAAUUAUCUACAAACAGCUGCAUUAGGUUUAUUUUCGCUAUUUACUUUUUUAUUCUCUUACUAUCCUGACCGUAAUAACCUGAAAGAUUAUAUAGCAUAUAAGCGAUUCGGAAACGACCCUUUUAAUGAUUUACUGGCUUCUAAACAUUCCCGGAAUCCUCUGAAAUACUCAAGUUCAUUUCCAAUCCAACUCGGCCCUAGGGGGAAUAACUGUAAAUUAAAGGUAUAAUGCAAUAAACCGAACUGCAGGCGUAGCGUCUACUCCUUACGAGUAGUCAAGUUUUUGACCUUGUUACUAGCUGAAGUCCUCUAGGCGAAUCCUCAGGAGUCAUUCAAAAGGAACUUUGUUAUAUUCAUAAACCUAGGUCUCUGCCUGGAGCCAUCGGUUAUCCAUUGCUACUAGAUAUGUACGCUCGUUAGACAGAAACUUUUAUUCUAUUUUCAACUGUAUAGACCAUCUGAAAUAUAUCCACAAAAUGCUUCCAUUUUUCCUCAAACGGUAUGUCUAUACGCUACAAAAUAUUGCUUUUUCAAGCUUACUACUAAGUAAAGUUUUUACUCUUCAUCAUUUCUUGAAGCAUACAUGAUAUCUCCUUGAUCAUCAGUGGUACUUCCGUAGUACUUACCAUUUUCAUUGCUAGAAUCUGAUUUUAGUCUUUCACAAGAUUUCUAGUUUUUCUUUGUGUUUCAUUGAAAACCUGUUUCCCUUAAUUUUCAUGCCAAAAUAACAAAAUAUUUCCCACUUGUUUGAUUUAAUAAUGUAAUUUACUCAAAUAUUCAUUUUUAGAAAGUUAGCAGUUAUACUGUCACUAAAUUUAUGUAAUGUAAUAAUAACUGAGACAAAUUUCUCUUUUUUUAGUAAUUCCACAUGCAGCAUGGAUAUACCGUGUAAACCUUUAGCAUGUAAAAUUCAAAGUUGUUUAAUUAGGAAUGAUUUCGAUGUUACUCGAUGUACAAGAGAAAUAAUUUCACUUAUUGAAUGCUGUCAAAAAUUUCGACAUAUUAAACAGCCAUGUUGUGAAGGUUGGGAUAAUUACAGAUACAAACUUGAUAAUCAAACGAAAACGAACUAAACGAAAUCAAUAUUUAUGUAGUCUCUUUUCUGUUGGUAUUUCAUCUUUUCGACGAAAAAAAGAAUAUGAUCGUCAUCUCAAUCCUUCUGAAUUUUUUAAAAGUUAUGGCUAUAAUUGUAUUCUCAUUUGUCUAAAAGAUAUUUCAUUUGAUACAAGGAUUCGUUUCAUCACCCUUGUGUACUUGUUAUUUUAUAUAUCACACAAUUUUGACUGAUUGAUCUGUAUAUGAUAUUCUUAGUCACUUAACUAAACAGAAUAUAGUUGAAGGUUAACUGAUGAAUGGAAUUGGUUAAAUACAUUUUACCCUUAAUGUCUGAC